Messenger RNA from Lytechinus variegatus (green sea urchin), 1545 nucleotides. Its product is annotated as tumor suppressor candidate 3-like. The record is from RefSeq and is a predicted model, not a curated record. Lineage: Eukaryota; Metazoa; Echinodermata; Echinoidea; Temnopleuroida; Toxopneustidae. The transcript is spliced from 12 exons. Gene Ontology annotation, cellular component: oligosaccharyltransferase complex.
UACUUGUGCGCUUGCGCAGUGUGAUUAUUCUGUGUGCUGUGUGUUGUGCGAAGGUGAACAAGAUGAGGUUUGCUAGGUCUGGAAUGUUGUUAGGAGCGGCCAUCUUGGCUGUCAUUAUCUGUCAUCAGCAGAGUAAUGCAGUAAAAAAAGAAGAGCAGCUUGGUGAGAGGGUUAAGCAGCUGGUAGAGUGGGGUAACAAACGGGCAGUCAUCCGUAUGAAUGGGGACAAAUAUCGACUGUAUGCUAAGAGUUCCCCAAGGAAUUACUCCCUGGUCAUCAUGCUGACUGCCAUGCAGCCUCAGAGGCAGUGCUCCGUAUGCAAAGCUGUCGGUGAGGAGUAUCAGAUACUGGCCAACUCAUGGCGUUACUCUCAAGCUUAUUCCAACAAACUCUUCUUCGCCAGUGUGGAUUAUGAUGAGGCUGCAGAUGUCUUUAAGAGCUUAAAGAUCAACUCUGCCCCCAGCAUUAUCCACUUCCCAGCCAAGGGAAAGCCAAAGAAAGGAGAUACAUUUGAAAUUCAGAGGUAAGUUGGAAUUCAGGCUGAAAAUUUGGCAAAAUGGGUUUCUGAAAGGACAGAUGUACAUAUCCGCAUCUUCCGUCCACCCAACUACUCUGGUACCAUUGCCCUUGGUAUCCUCCUGGCCAUGGUUGCGGGCUUUUUGUACUUCAGACGCAACAACCUUGAGUUCCUCUACAACAAGACCAUGUGGGGUGUUGGUGCUCUGAGCAUUGUAUUUGCCAUGACCUCAGGUCAGAUGUGGAAUCAUAUCAGAGGACCACCUUACGCUCAUCGUAACCCACAGAAUGGACAAGUGAGUUACAUCCACGGAAGCAGUCAAGGACAGUUUGUAGCUGAGACCCACAUCGUCAUUCUUCUUAAUGCUGCUGUGACCUGUGGUAUUAUCUUGUUGAAUAAAAACUCUAUUACUGAUGGUGAUGUGAGGAAGCGUAGAGUUGUGACUGUUAUAGGAUUGGCCCUGGUUGUCUUCUUUUUCAGUCUCUUACUUUCAAUAUUCAGAGCCAAGUAUAGAGGUUACCCAUACAGCUUCCUUAUAAAGUGAUCUGUGAUUUGAAGAACACUCUAAUCGGAAGCCUUGCUUGCAUCAUUUUACUUCUUAGAAUUUAUCACAGUAAUUCUAUGUUGUUUCCUGUUUUUUAAGUUUUCAAGGGUUAUUGUGUAUGAUGAGCCAUGCUUGCAUAUAUUCUUCUAAAAAAUGUCAAUGUUAUUUUUAUUGUCAUUUGUGUCAUUUUCAGGAUAUGCUUUUUUUUGCAGGUUUGUAAAGAUUACACUACUAAAAUAAAUCAUGUAGUAAAAAAAAAUAGCAGCAAGAAAUACCUCAACUUCUUAUUAGUUAAAUUUAUAAAGUGUGGCAUAUGAUUUUUAGUUGAUGAAAUAUCAUACUUGUUUCUGACAUCAAAGUGCCAUAUACUUACAUAAUUUGAAAUGAUGAUUGAAUCAAUUUUAGAAGUAAUCAGUUGAACCAACUUCAGAACUAACUUCAGCGAUGUGAUAAUUUGUCAAAAAGAAAGCUUUGGACAUUGUCC